This is a messenger RNA of Helianthus annuus (common sunflower), 2189 nucleotides long. Its product is annotated as probable inactive receptor kinase At1g27190. Bases 155 to 2008 code for a protein of 617 amino acids. The record is from RefSeq and is a predicted model, not a curated record. Gene Ontology annotation, cellular component: plasma membrane. Lineage: Eukaryota; Viridiplantae; Streptophyta; Magnoliopsida; Asterales; Asteraceae. Gene Ontology annotation, biological process: protein phosphorylation. Gene Ontology annotation, molecular function: ATP binding; protein kinase activity; protein binding. The transcript has a single exon.
AGUCAAAACAGCGACGUGAGUAGUCAAAACUGAAAACAGCUCAUCCCUGUCAUCUGUCUCCUCCCAAAUCCCAACAACAACAAAAAACCCCAUUUCCACCUUAACACCAUCUCACCUGCAACUAACCCUAACCCUAGCCACAACCACCUCCACCAUGAAACCACCAGCAACCACCACCACCACCAUGACACCACUCAUCAUCCUCCUCCUCCUCCUCCUCACCACCACCACCACCACCACCGCCAUGGAAGACGACAUGCGCUGCCUCCAAGGCCUCAAAUCCUCACUCACCGACUCACAAAACAGACUCUCCUCCUGGUCCUUCACCAACAACAACUCCGUCACCUCCUUAUGCAAGCUCGUCGGAGUCUCCUGCUGGAACGAGAAGGAAAACCGCCUUAUAUCCAUCCAGCUACCGGAAUUCGAACUCGCCGGUACGUUACCUGACUCGCUACAGUACUGUCGUUCGUUACAAUCACUAGAUCUGUCCAAAAACCAGAUCUCCGGUUCCAUUCCGGUAGAGAUCUGCACGUGGUUGCCGUAUUUAGUAACCCUAGAUCUGUCCGGAAACUCGUUAACCGGUAACAUUCCGGUUGAGAUUCAAAACUGUAAGUUUUUAAACAAUUUGAUUCUAUCGGAUAACAGCUUUUCCGGUACGAUUCCGUACCAGAUCGGACAACUUGAACGGUUGAAGAAGCUGGAUGUUUCGAACAACGAAUUAUCCGGUUCGAUUCCUGACGAUUUGAACCGCUUUGACUCCGAUUCGUUCGUUGGAAACGAUAAGUUGUGUGGACCGCCGGUUGAUUCGAAGUGUGGACGGUUGAAUAAUAAGAACCUGGCGAUUAUUAUAGCUGCAGGUGUGUUAGGUGCUGCUGCUUCGUUGUUGCUAGGGUUUGGGAUCUGGUGGUGGUUUUUUAUUCGAGUUGAUCGGAGAAAAGGUAAGGGUUAUGGCGGUGAAGGUGGCAGUGAGGGUGAUCGGAGUAAUUGGGUGGAUCGGUUGAGAGCGUAUCGGCUUGUGCAGGUAUCGUUGUUUCAGAAACCGAUUGUUAAGAUCAAGUUGAAUGAUAUAUUAGGUGCUACUAAUAAUUUUAGCAGUAGUAAUAUCGAGAUUACUACUAGAACCGGGGUUUGUUAUAGAGCUAUGUUACAGGAUGGUUCUGUGCUUGCGAUUAAGCGGUUAAGUGCUUGUAAGAUUAAUGAGAAACAGUUUCGGUCUGAGAUAAAUAGGUUAGGGCAGCUUCGGCAACCGAAUUUAGUCCCCUUGUUAGGGUUUUGUGUUGUUGAAGAUGAAAAGCUGUUGGUGUAUAAACAUAUGCCGAAUGGGAGCUUGAAUACACUUCUGCAUGGUAAUGCUGGUAAUGUCGAUUUGGACUGGCCGCUAAGGCUUAAAAUUGGUAUUGGUGCAGCGAGCGGGUUAGCCUGGUUGCACCAUGUUUGUGAACCGCCGUAUCUUCAUCAAAACAUUAGCUCGAAUGUGGUUCUUGUAGAUGAUGAUUUUGAAGCCCGGAUAAUCGAUUUUGGAAUAGCGAGGCUUGUGGGCACUCGUGAUUCGAACAAUAGCUCAUUUGAAAAUGGUAAUUUGGGUGAGUUUGGUUAUGUGGCUCCCGAGUAUUCGAGCACGAUGGUUGCUUCGAUGAAAGGGGAUGUUUACGGUUUUGGGGUUGUUCUUUUGGAAAUCGCAACCGGUCAGAAGCCACUUGAAGUGAACAACGGAGAGGAAGGAGGGUAUAAAGGUCAUUUGGUGGAAUGGGUUAACCGGCUUGUCGGUUCAGGAAGAAGUAAAGAUGCUAUUGACAAAUCUUUAAGAGGAAAAGGAAAUGAUGAUGAAAUCUUGCAGUUUUUACGGAUUGCUUGUAGCUGUGUUGUUUCCAGGCCUAAAGAACGACCUUCUAUGUAUAACGUUUACCAGUCGUUAAAAGGUUUGGCGGGCGCACACGGGUUUUCGGAACAAUUUGACGAUAUUCCUGCGAAAUACGCCAAACAAGAUCCGCAUCAUCACAAAGAUUAAGAUUUCAAGAAGGUAUAUUCUGCUUUAUUAACUUGAGGGUUUAUGUUAUUUGGUAUGUGUUGUGGUGCUAAUGUUCUUGAUGAUGAUUGUGUAUUGUUUUAUCUCAUUGUUUGUAGCAUGAUCUAGUUUAGAGAACUAUCAUACUGAAAGCUUAUAUUUCAUUGAAUUGCUUCUUUUGCAA